AUGCCAUCUAAUGCCCGGGUUGGCAGUCUGAAGGACCCUGAAGUGGCUGAGCUGUUUUUCAAGGAUGACCCUGAGAAGCUCUUUGUUGACCUGCGGGAGAUUGGUCAUGGCAGUUUUGGAGCUGUCUACUUUGCCCGAGACAUACGCAACAAUGAAGUGGUGGCUAUUAAGAAGAUGUCCUACAGUGGGAAGCAGUCUAAUGAGAAAUGGCAGGACAUAAUCAAGGAGGUAAAAUUUUUGCAAAAGCUGCGACACCCAAACACAAUUGAAUACAAGGGCUGCUACUUACGGGAACAUACAGCAUGGCUGGUGAUGGAAUACUGCCUAGGCUCAGCCUCAGAUUUGCUGGAAGUGCACAAGAAACCACUGCAGGAAGUAGAGAUUGCAGCUAUAACGCAUGGUGCUCUGCAGGGACUUGCCUACCUGCAUUCACACAAUAUGAUUCACAGGGAUGUCAAAGCUGGGAAUAUCCUUCUGACUGAAUCAGGACAAGUGAAGCUGGGGGAUUUUGGCUCAGCUUCUAUCAUUGCUCCUGCUAACUCCUUUGUUGGCACCCCAUACUGGAUGGCUCCUGAGGUAAUUCUAGCCAUGGAUGAGGGGCAGUAUGAUGGCAAGGUGGAUGUCUGGUCACUUGGCAUCACUUGCAUUGAACUUGCGGAGCGCAAACCACCCCUCUUUAACAUGAAUGCUAUGAGUGCCUUAUACCACAUCGCCCAGAAUGAUUCACCACUGCUGCAAUCUAGUCACUGGUCUGAAUAUUUCCGAAAUUUUGUGGAUUCAUGCCUGCAGAAGAUUCCCCAGGACCGUCCAACCUCUGAUGUGCUGCUUAAGCAUUGCUUUCUCUUGAGGGAGCGACCCCAGACGGUGAUCAUGGACUUGAUUCAGAGGACCAAGGAUGCAGUGAGGGAGCUUGACAAUCUGCAGUACCGCAAGAUGAAGAAAAUCCUCUUCCAGGAGGCUCAGAAUGGUCCAAAUGCAGAGGCACCAGAAGAGGAAGAGGAAGUAGAGCAGUUUCUUCACCAGACAGGAACCAUCAAUAGCAUGGAGAGCAGCCACUCAGUACCCAGUAUGUCUAUUAGUGCCAGCAGUCAGAGCAGCAGCGUUAACAGCCUGGCUGAUGCCUCAGAUGAUGAUGACGGGGCUGAGAUUGCCAUGAUGCAGGAAGGCGAGCAUACCGUCACCUCCAAUAGCUCCGUCAUCCACCGUCUGCCGGGCCAUGACAAUCUGUAUGAUGAUCCCUACCAGCCAGAAAUGGAGCCCCAGAGCUCAUCGUCAGCUGCCCGACGUCGUGCCUACUGCCGUAACCGAGAUCACUUUGCCACCAUUCGUACGGCUUCUCUGGUGACUCGCCAAAUCCAGGAGCAUGAACAAGACUCAGCACUGCGGGAUCAGAUGAGUGGCUACAAACGGAUGCGACGUCAACAUCAGAAACAGCUUCUGGCUUUGGAGAACAAACUGCAGGCUGAACUGGAUGAGCACCAGCUGCGCCUUGACAAAGAGCUUGAGGCCCACCGCAACAACUUCUCAGCUGAGGCUGAAAAACUGGCCAAGAAGCAUCAGGCUAUUUUUGAGAAAGAGGCAAAAGCUGCCCUAGCUGAAGAGAAGAAAUUUCAGCAACAUAUCUUGGGUCAACAGAAGAAGGAGUUGGGCAACUUACUUGAAUCACAGAAGCGCCAAUAUAAGUUACGGAAGGAGCAGCUGAAAGAGGAGCUGCAGGAGAAUCAGAGCACACCCAAGCGGGAAAAGCAGGAAUGGUUGCUGAGACAAAAAGAAAACAUGCAACAUUAUCAGGCUGAGGAAGAGGCCAACCUUUUGCGGCGCCAGCGGCAGUACUUUGAGCUACAAUGCCGCCAGUACAAACGCAAGAUGCUGCUGGCACGCCAUAACUUGGACCAAGACUUACUACGGGAGGAACUGAACAAGAAACAAACACAGAAGGAUCUGGAGUGUGCCAUGUUGCUGCGCCAGCAUGAGUCCACCCAGGAGUUGGAAUUUCGUCACCUUCAUACUGUCCAGCGUACCCGCACAGAGCUUACCCGUCUGCAACACCAAACUGAGCUGUCAAACCAGCUGGAAUACAAUAAACGCCGUGAACAGGAACUGCGCCAGAAGCAUGCCAUGGAGGUCCGGCAGCAGCCUAAAAGCCUCAAAUCCAAAGAACUGCAAAUUAAAAAGCAGUUUCAGGACACCUGUAAGAUCCAGACGCGGCAGUAUAAGGCCCUUCGCAACCAUCUCUUGGAGACCACACCAAAGAGCGAGCACAAGGGGAUCCUCAAGCGUCUGAAGGAUGAACAGACCCGCAAGCUGGCCAUCUUAGCUGAGCAGUACGACCACAGCAUCAAUGAAAUGCUCUCCACCCAGGCCCUGCGUUUGGAUGAAACUCAAGAGGCAGAAUACCAAGUCUUAAGGAUGCAGCUGCAGCAGGAGCUCGAGCUGCUGAACGCUUAUCAGAGCAAAAUCAAGAUCCACACCGAGGCCCAUCAUGAACGUGAGAUCAAGGAGCUGGAGCAGCGGGUGUCUAUCCGCAGGGCCCUCUUAGAGCAAAGAAUCGAAGAAGAGAUGUUGGCCUUGCAGAAUGAACGCUCUGAUCGCAUCCGCAACCUCUUGGAGCGCCAGGCCCGGGAGAUCGAAGCCUUCGACUCUGAAAGUAUGCGUCUGGGAUUCAGCAAUAUGGCACUCACAGGCAUUCCAGCUGAAGCCUUCAACCAAGGCUACACGGCCCCUCCUCAGCCCUGGCCCUCCCGCCCAGUUCCCCGUAGCGGCUCCCAUUGGAGCCAUGGAGUUCAGAAUACAGCUGGUGCUCCUCACGCAUGGAGGCAGCCUCCCAUGCUUGCCCCAAACCCUUCAGCCUGGCUUCAUCCCCCUUCCUCAUCUCCCUCCUCCUCUUCCUCCUCCUCCUCAGCUCCUAGUGGCCGCUCCAAUGUGGUCAUGCUGAGAAACAGCCCCCAACCACUGCGGCGCACAGCUUCUGGUGGCCAGUCAGACCAGGGCAUCAGCCGUUCAGCCAGCGUCACUUCUCACGUCCUCAACGGGUCACAUUUUUCCUACUCGUGAAGUGAUUGGUAGAGAACCGGGAGACUUGGCUGGAGGGAAAUGGGGGAUUGGCUGGUGAAAAAGGGAGGGAGGCGGGGCAUGUUAUCCAGUGGUCGAUAAGUUAAAACAAAAAACAAAAAUGGGAGAUGCUGUGAAACUGUACCACAGUGGAAGGCUCUCAGUCAUCGUCAGUAGCCUUUGAGUUGUCAAUCACCAGGAGAAGGUUGGACUGUGAGAUGGAAGGUUGAAUUCUCGUCCUCUGGAGCAUAGCUGGUGCCUCCUCAGAUUGUGGUUUCCUAUCCCCCGCCAAAUGGAUAGACAUCGAAGCUGCAAACAUGAUGUUGGCAGUCUAUUCUUGUGUCCCUGACUGCUGUUGGUUGCUCCCCCAGCGUCUCCACAAUCUGUAGAUGAAGACAGACCAAGAAUAGUGUUCCAGCAAUGGAGAUAAAGUUAUCUCUUCAGGGUGUGGCUAAAUAGUCUCUUCUCUUGAGAAGAGAGGGGAAAAAAGAAAAGAAAAAUACUCCCACAAUACAACAAAUCCAGAAUUUUUAAUUGUGCAAUGUGUCUUGUUUGUGGGUGUAAUUGGAGUUGCUGCAGCCAGAAACCCUGCUUCUUCCUCUCCAAGGCCAGGGGUCCCUUGAAGUCAGCUUGGCUAGUGAGAGGAACAAACAGGCCUUUGAACUGGAGAAAAUCAUGGGUUUGCAUUGGUGGUGGGGUUAAUCUGCAUGCUUAGAAAUUUUCAGAGUGACAGUGAAGAACUUUUCAUCCUGGGCCUAGACACUGGCUUAUAUUCCUGCCCAAAUUCACAGACAAGAGGAGAUGACAGAAUUUAAUCUGCUUUCUGUGUACCUUCCUUAACUUACUCUAGCCCAAGGACGGGAGAGGGAAGUGUAUAGGACAGGCUACUCUGGGCUCUUAAUCUGCAUUGCCUUCUCUUUCUCAAUCAAGGGCCUACUCCAGCUCUAGAGACUGUCUUGGCAUCAUGCUGGUCCCACAUGAUGGGGAGAAUAAAUGGGUUUUCAACUCUUUUUAUCCUGAUCAUGAUCCAAAUGUAGACAUUAAUCAGUGCCCUCCCUCCACAACCCCAAUGUCUGUUUUGAGAUGUGGCCCAAAGACCACCCUAGUCGGGAUCAUCUGUUAACAGUCAACCCUUAAGCUUAUAAACAUUGUCUUUCUUCCCUCUCUCCCCCCUCUCUUAUGAAAGAAGCAUCCAACA
Messenger RNA from Notechis scutatus (mainland tiger snake), 4249 nucleotides. Lineage: Eukaryota; Metazoa; Chordata; Lepidosauria; Squamata; Elapidae. The record is from RefSeq and is a predicted model, not a curated record.